This is a messenger RNA of Pseudopodoces humilis (Tibetan ground-tit), 2417 nucleotides long. It is a transcript of the gene CIAO3, whose product is annotated as cytosolic iron-sulfur assembly component 3. NCBI's taxonomy places the organism in Eukaryota, Metazoa, Chordata, Aves, Passeriformes, Paridae. The record is from RefSeq and is a predicted model, not a curated record.
UUGGUUUUAUUUAUUCUUCACGUAAAUAAGGAGCUCUGCUUCUGUGUUUUGAGUGAAGGAUCCAAAUGAGUCGUUCCUGCAAGGCUCUGAGUCCUGCAAAGAUGGAUUAAUUUAGGGGGGAAACUCAAAGGAGAAGUAGGACAAGGAGUCACGGGGUUCUUGAAUAAUAAAAAGUGGAUAAAAUUCAGAAAAGCCCUUGGGACUUGUGCCGGGACACCGGAGCAAAGCUGAGCUCCUGAGAGCUCCUUCUGUCACAAAAUCCAACCCUGGCUGGCACUGAGCACCUCCUCGGGCCGGGAUCUGCAGGGAAGAGUCGGGAUUUGCUCCCGGAUUUUGGGGAGGAGGAGGAAGAGGCUGGCCAGCCUCUGUUCCUGUCAAAGCUCCAAAACCAGAGCUUCAGAAAGAGCAGGAUUCUCCCGUGGGCUUGGGAUGAUGCUGGAAAAGUGUUCUUCCUGUUCCAAAGGGGAAUGCAUCAAGCCUGUAAAAGUGGACAAAAAGCCUGGAAAAGCAGCAGCCAAGAUCAGAAUCGAAGCUGAUGGAAGCUAUUUCCAGGUCAAUCAGGAUGGGGAAGCACAAAAGCUGGAGAAGGCCAAAAUCACCCUGAACGAUUGCCUGGCCUGCAGUGGCUGCAUCACCUCGGCUGAGAGCGUUCUGGUCAGCCAGCAGAGCCACGGGGAGCUCUGCAAGGUGCUGGCUCUCAACAAGGCUGCUGCUGCCCACGAGCAGAAACUGGUGGUGGUUUCUGUCUCUCCCCAGUCCAGAGCCUCCCUGGCUGCAAGGUGCAAGCUGGGGCUGCUGGAGACAGCUCAGAAGCUGACCACGUUCCUCAAGAGUUUAGGUGUGCACCACGUGUUUGACACAACUUUCUCCAGGAACUUCAGCCUCCUGGAGAGCCAGAGGGAGUUUGUGAGACGCUUCCACAGACAAGCAGACGACAAAAAGGCUCUGCCCAUGCUGGCCUCUGCCUGCCCAGGUUGGAUCUGCUACGCAGAGAAAACCCACGGCAGCUUCAUCAUUCCCCACAUCAGCACCACCAAAUCCCCCCAGCAGGUCAUGGGCUCCUUGGUCAAGGGCUACUUUGCAGAGCAGCAGGACAGGGGGAUUUUGGCUGCCUCAGCCUUGUCUCUCUUGCAGCACCUGCCCCCUGACAGGAUCUACCACGUCACAGUCAUGCCCUGCUAUGACAAAAAGCUGGAGGCCUCCAGGCCAGACUUUUUCAACCAGGAAUACCAGACCAGGGAUGUGGAUUGUGUCAUCACCACAGGAGAAGUGCUGAAGCUGCUGGAGCAAGAAGGAGUGUCCCUGUCAGAUGUAGAUCCCUCUCCCCUGGACACCAUGCUGGGCAGGGCUGCGGAGGAGCUCAGCAGCCACCGCGGCGGGGGCUCGGGGGGGUACCUGGAGCACGUUUUCAGGCACGCGGCCCAGGAGCUCUUCGGGAUCCACGUGGGCUCAAUCCACUACAAACCUCUCAAGAACAAGGACUUCCAGGAGGUGACCCUGGAGAGGGAUGGAGAGGUCCUGCUCCAGUUUGCUCUGGCCUAUGGCUUCAGGAACAUCCAGAACCUGGUGCAGAAGCUGAAGCGAGGGAAGUGCCCCUAUCACUACGUGGAGGUCAUGGCCUGUCCCUCAGGCUGUUUGAAUGGAGGAGGGCAAAUCAAACUGGAGGGGGAAUCCAGCAAGGAGGAGCUGCAGCAGGUGGAGAGGUUGUAUGAAUCCCUGAGGGCUGAGAUUCCAGAGGAAAACCAGGCUGUGGGGGAGCUCUACCAGCACUGGCUGGGGGGCUGGGGCUCAGAGAAGGUUCUGGAAGUGCUGCACACACAAUACCACGCCGUGGAGAGAGCAAACUCUGCCCUCAACAUCAAGUGGUGAGGGCUGCCCAGCCCAGCAGAUCCUCAGUGCCUUCUGAACUCCCACUGCUGAUUCUCCAAGGACUCUGUGCAAUUCCUGCCUCUGGGAAUGUGCCUGGCACUGCUCAUUCCUUCAGCUGGAGGAUGAGGUGAUGGGAAUGAACCCCAAAUUCUGACAGGAGACACAUCCCGGGCUGAUGGGCCAGACCCUGCACUGUUCCAGCAGCCCCAUUCCUGCCAGAACCGAGCAGUUCAUGGAUUGAGAGCUCAGCUCCAGACUGAGCUUUGUGUCACACCCCAAUCUUCCUCCCCCAGGCCUUGCUGGAUUGUCCCAGCUCUCAGUUCCAUGCCUGCCUCUGCUGGAACGUCCUCACUGCGUUAGAAAUGGUCUCCUGAGGCCUGGAGGUGCCACAGCUCGCUGCCCUGCAGGGUCUGUGCCCUCGGAGAGGGGCAUCCAAAGCCUGGGAUCAUCCCUGGGGCUGGCUCAGUGCCUGCUGGGAAGGGACUGGAGUGAAUGCUGGACAAAACCCUGUGAUUCCUUGUCCUUAAAUUAUAAUAAUUUAUACCAAG